This is a messenger RNA of Anopheles merus, 2489 nucleotides long. RefSeq lists its product as uncharacterized. Bases 820 to 1338 code for a protein of 172 amino acids. NCBI's taxonomy places the organism in Eukaryota, Metazoa, Arthropoda, Insecta, Diptera, Culicidae. The record is from RefSeq and is a predicted model, not a curated record. The transcript is spliced from 2 exons.
GGCAAUUCGUCGUCGUGUCUCUCAAACGGAGCGCGUUGGAGCAACGAACGCGCGCAGUAACGGGCUGUUCACGGUGCCGGGGGUGUGCCACCGAGAGAGAGAGAGAGAGAGGCGGCGGGGUGGGUAGAGUGUGUUUUUAUAUAUCCGUGGCCACGCUCAACGCACGCUGCAGUUCAGCUCCGACCAGUCAGUCGUCCUAAUGGUAGCGGCAAGCAAACACUCCCCACCACAUUAACCUGUGUGUUAACGCGUGUGUAAAAAAGCAAUAUUGCGUCGUUUUUAAAGCUUUCCCAUCUACGACCCACAAACAAACAAAAAAAACAUAAUUAUGCGUGCGGUGGCAUAGUGCACAUGUUUUGGGAAAAGUUUCAUCCAAUGACAGCAGCGAAGUGUACUGUGUCGUGGUGGUGAAAGUUUAGAUAGAUUGAACAUCAAUUUUGUUUACCAACAAAAUACGCGACCGAACGGUGGUCGUAGAGUUUGUGUGUCCAUCUUGGUGUUAGUGAAAGUGUGCUAGCAAAGUGUAGAUGGCAGAAGCCAUUUAAUGCCGGAACGAGUGAACAAUCAUUAAGCUCCAUCCCCCCGGUACAGGAACUUGAAGCUCUACAAGAAUAUCCAAAGACAUUACCGUGGAGGUUAAUCGCACAAGGCCUGCUUGGUUGUUAGGAGAAACCGUACAAAAACACAAACCCAUUUGAAAGGCUAGCAGCAGCCGCUUCGAAGGACCAAACGCGCGCUCUCUCUCUUUUUUGUUAACAACAAAACACGACGGCAUCUUAGUAUCCUUGGGAGCAGCAGACACCUCUCCAUCCCAUCACCAUGGAUAUUUACUAUAUGAGCGACAGCAUCCAGUACUCGUCGUUCCGCGGUCCAGUCUACCGGGACUACGAGAAGUUCCCGUACGGUACGCUGGAGAAUCCGCUCAACAAUCCCGUCUCCAAGACCAAACAGCAGCAGCAGCAGCGGCGACACCACUCGAGUUCAAGCGGCAGCACAAGCGCUCAAGCAAAGCUGCUGAGCUACAUUGGCAAGUCCUCGUCCACUGGCGGCAGCAAAUCGUCGAAAGAUUCGUGCCCCUUCUGCAAGGAGCAAAAGAAGCGACCGCUCGGUGCGUACAUGCGUAAGCGCGGACAACGCAUCACGACCGAAAGCAUCAGCGAGGACGCCGAGGAGUGCAACGAGGAGCUGCGGGAGGAGGACGAAGAGGAGGACGUGUGCGCAUCGAACCGCGGCACGACACUGUCCACCAGCCCGUCCGGGGACCAUCAUCAGCAUAUGCACCGGGGCAUUACCGGUGUUCCCGGAUUCAACCGGCAGGAAUCGAUCGAAGGCAAAUGAGCCCAGGAGGAGAUCACCGCUCCGCUCAGAAGCUAGCCGGGUUGAGACGUUGGAUGAUGAUUAGAUAUUACAUUAGGUGGUUAAGUUAUUUACUGCUUUUAUUCGUACGUACAUACCAGGCGUAUUAGUUGAAAGGUUAGAGUUAUAUCUUACUGUAAGCUGUAAGCGAUAUAUUCGGUACUGAUAACAUAUCAGCCCACAUGUUUCAGUCGUACUACGCAAAACUACGCAAAACGAUAAUCAGUAGGGUAAAAUCAAUUCAUUUUUUUUGUUUGAUGAUCUGACUUUUUUCAAUAAGCCAGACGGCGAGGAAAACUCCCCCCGGUAAGAGAGACAAACCGUACCACUGUUAUUGUUGAUGCGAAAAGACUGAUCUAUAUUAAUAACUCUAUAUACACAUUACACAGAGAGACAAACGAGUAAACAUCACUGAUAAGUGCAAUGAAAACUGCGUCAACUUGAAAAGCAGGAUAACAUGUAGAAGAAGAAAAAGGCUGGAAACUGUCUGUCUUAUUGCAGUAGAGAAUAAAAAAUAGUAAAAAAUAACAUUAAACCAGGAACAGGUCACAAGAGAUAAAGAGCGAUCAAGCGGCUUUUAUCACACCAGCAAAUGAAGUACAAGAACAGUUUGAUCACGCAGAAUGUAAUAUUUGCAUUUGCCUUCAAUGCGGAAGUGUGGAUCUGCAGGAAAUGUUGUCUCUGUUACUUAAAGCGGACAGAGAUAUUUCCUCUUUUUUUCUCAACAUACUAAAAGAACUCAUUCGAUAUGCAUUUUAGCAUGUUGAACUUGGAAGGAAUGUGCAUUUGGUGCACGCACGUGGUGUGCAACGAUAUUUUUCUACACGUGAUAUGCACGAGUUAACAACGUAGCGCCACAGUACGUAUUUGGGAAGUGUUUUUAGCAGUAACAACAGUACUAAAUGUAUGUUGUGUGAACAAGGAAUUUAGCGAAAAGUUGUGUAGAAACAGGAAACAGGUUAGCAGUCGGAUCAAUUUACAAUCAGAUUUUAGUAUUUAACCGCAGGCUUUACUAUAUGUGGGAGAGUAUGAUAUUUCGAGUGUUGUUAUAAUUAUACCAUAUUAAUCCACAGAGCUUUUGUCACUGUUUUCAAAACGAAAAAUAAAUAUUAACCUUUAUAAUAUUACUGGAA